Messenger RNA from Panonychus citri (citrus red mite), 5669 nucleotides. Its product is annotated as acetylcholinesterase-like. The coding region runs from base 1452 to 3644 and encodes 730 amino acids. Gene Ontology annotation, cellular component: plasma membrane. Gene Ontology annotation, biological process: acetylcholine catabolic process; choline metabolic process. Lineage: Eukaryota; Metazoa; Arthropoda; Arachnida; Trombidiformes; Tetranychidae. The record is from RefSeq and is a predicted model, not a curated record. The transcript is spliced from 4 exons. Gene Ontology annotation, molecular function: acetylcholinesterase activity.
UCCAUGUAUUCUUUUAUCAUCUUAUUCUAUCUUCUCUUCCCUGUGAUAUCUUCUUUCUAAUUCUUCUGUCUAUCAGAUUUUCUCUUCUCUUUCUACAAAUUCUCAUAUUCUCUCUCAUUCUCUCUAACACUCUCUCUUGGAAUAUUUUCUUCUAUUCCAAAUGGGAAUGGAGGUGAAAAGAAGAAGAAGAUUAUGAUGAAGAGAAUGAUGAUAUUGUGAAGAAAGAGCAAAGAAAGAGAAGAUAAAAACAAGAGAGAGAGAGAGGGAGAGUGAGAGAGAAGAAAAAAAAAUUACUGUUUUCGUUUUUCUCUAUUGUUAUUAAUCUAAUUGUGUUUUCGUUGUUGUGUGUUAGUGUUUUUUAGUUUUUCUCUUCUGUUAUUUAUUUAAUUUAGUUUAAUUGUCUAUAAUUAAUCAACAGAGAAGUAAGAAAAAGAAGAAGAUCAAUUAAUUAAUUGUGUGUUUCCAACAAUCAACCAACUGAAAGAAAUUAAAUCAAUUGUGUUAACCGAAACAGCAACAAAACAUCAACAACGACGAGUUAAAGUGUUAAUUGUUUCCAAUCUCUUUAAAUCAUCUUAAAAUCAACCAAUUAGUAAAUUCUCACCAAUAAUAACCUGAAAUCCUCCCCGAGAAUCAACUUAAUCACAAUUAAUUAAUUCCAUUUCCAUAUCAUCCAGAAUCUCUGGUCAAAAAGCCACAAUCAGAUUCUCAUUCAUCUCUAUUGGUUUAAUUAUCUUUUCCUCCUUCUCCUCAUCCUUUAUCGUUAAUUGCUGUUGAUUUAUUCGCUUAAUUAUCUCCUGUUAAUCUUCUUAAUCAUCAUCAUCAUCAUCAUCAUAAUUCUCUCUUAAUUAAUAAAUUCUAAAAUCGAUUGCAAACUCCAUUCGAAACGGAACCGGAACCGAUAAAUUUUCGCUUCUUUUUUUUCUUCCUCUUCUUCAGUAUAUUUGUUUUCUAUUCUUCAUGUUUCAAUUUCUAUCAUCAUCAUCAUCAUCCAUUUAUCAUCAUCACCAUCGCACCAAUUUAAUUCUGAUUAUCUCAAAUAUCCAUAUGAUUAACUGAUUUAAUCCUAUUCUGUUAAUUUUUUUCUCAUAUAAUAUAUUUAUCAACCUAAACCCUCAGAGAAACUGGAAACCUAAACAUCAGAUUAAUCAAUAAUUUGUAGCUGAUUGUGAGUUUAUCAUGGAUUAAAUAAUGAUACUACAAUUAAUCAACAUUCAUCAUCAUCAUUAACAAUUGAUAUUAAUCAAUAGGAAACAUCGAGCUUGCAGAAAACAACAAUAAAGGUAAACAGAUAUAACCAAAGAAGCUCAAGUAUAUUUAUUAAUCUCUAAUCCCUGUAAACAACAAUGUGAUGGUUGAAAAGAUAAUCUCAUCGGUGUAAUAUUUUUAAUCUACUUUAUUUGGAUAAAGCUUAAUUUCACUUGUCACAAUUAGAAGGGCAAAUAAAUAACAUGUUAACAAUUAGUAAAUCAUCGCAAUUCACCACUAAAGGUGAAAGAUUAUCAACCGGAAAACCGGUGAAAACCAGGACAAAAUUAAUCAAUUGCACAGUUUUACCAGCUGAUUGUAAGAAGAUAAUUAUUCAAUCGCAAAGGGAAACAAUUAACAAUCAACAAGAUGAUUCGAUUAUAAAUAAACAGCAUUUCUCUCACUUUUGUCUAAUCGGUUCAACAAUUAAAUCAAUCAUUGUCUUUUUGGUAAAAACCUUUUGGAUCCAUUGGAUUAUCCCAAUUGUGGUAAUCCUUUUAUUUCAAUCUUCGAGGUAUAAUUUUUCCUCCGCCUUACCUCAUGAUGAUAAUCUCUUUUAUGCCGAUUCAUCAUUCCCCUCAUCAUCAUCAUCAUCUUCAUCAUCUUCAUCUUCAUCAUCGUCGUUUUCAAGUUAUAAUCAAAUUCAUUAUUCAGCAUAUCAAAAUGAUCCCUUAAUUGUGUUAACCAACAAAGGUUAUGUUCGUGGUCGUUCAGUCACCUCGCCCACAGGUAAACCAGUCGAUGCUUUCUUAGGUAUUCGUUAUGCAAAACCACCCACCGGCCGAUUCCGUUUCCGUCACCCUAAGCCAGUCGACUCUUGGGAGGGUAUUUUUAAUGCAACCUCAUUUUCGGGUGCAUGUUUCCAGGUAAAUGACACCUUUUUUGGUAACUUUAAAGGUGCCACCGAAUGGAAUCCAAAUGUACCUUUAGAUGAAGAUUGUCUUUCUGUUAAUAUUUGGGUACCACGUCCUAGACCCAAAUCAGCGGCAGUUUUACUUUGGAUCUAUGGAGGUGGCUUUUGGUCGGGAACCUCAUCCCUUGACUUUUACGAUGGAUCCGUCCUGGCAGGGGAAGAGUCAAUUAUAUUUGUCUCAAUUAAUUAUCGAGUUGCCUCCCUUGGAUUCAUCUUUUUUGACACCUCUGAUGCACCCGGUAACGCGGGUCUUUUUGAUCAGCUAAUGGCAAUGGAAUGGAUUCGAGAUAAUAUCGCCGCUUUCGGUGGUAAUCCGGCAAAUAUAACGAUCUUCGGUGAAUCAGCUGGAGCCGUUUCAGUUGCCCUUCAUUUACUUUCCCCGCUCUCACGUAACGUUUUCAGCCAAGCAAUAUUACAAUCUGGUUCGGCCACUUGCCCUUGGGCAAUUGUUGAUCGUAACAAAGCUUAUGCACGAAGCCUCGCCUUGGCCCGUUCGGUUGGAUGUGAUUCACACACCACACGAAAAGACCUAAAGUCAAUCAUUGAGUGUAUGCAAUCUAUACCCGCCUCUGUAUUGGUUGCAAAAGAAGAGGUGACCACCGGUGUGGUUGAUUUUGCCUUUAUUCCGAUAGUUGAUGGUUCAUUUCUCGAUGAGGAUCCAGAGAUUUCAUUGAGAACCAAGAAUUUCAAGCACACCGCCAUCUUGACAGGUUCCAAUCGAGAUGAGGGAACUUAUUACCUAGUCUAUCAUUCACCUCACAUAUUUAACCUCUCGGAGAGUGUUUAUGUUUCCCGAGCUGAAUUUCAAUCUCUCAUACGAACAAUUUAUCCUCAUCUUUCCCCUCUGGCUCAAGAAUCAAUCAUCUAUGAGUAUACACAUUGGGUUAAUCCUGAUGAUCAGAUUGAAAAUCGUGAAGCAACCGAUAAGUUUGUCGGUGAUUAUCAAUUCACUUGUCCAGUUAACGAGAUGUCCUAUCGAUACGCUUUAUCGGGUAACGAUGUUUGGUCUUAUUAUUUUAAUCAUCGAUCAUCUAAAAGCUUUUGGCCUUCAUGGAUGGGGGUAAUUCACGGAGAGGAGAUCAAAUUUGUCCUUGGUGAACCUUUAGAUCCAGUUCAUGGCUAUACUCAGGCGGAAGUUCAGUUAAGCAGGCGAAUCAUGAGAUAUUGGGCUAACUUUGCGAAAACAGGGAAUCCCAAUCGACAGUCUAUCGAAAGUGACGCUACGGAGAGUAUAGUGUGGCCUGAGUAUACCGCUCAUGAGAAAGAGUAUCUGGUCAUUUCGACCAACGAUUCAUCAAUCGGACGAGGUCUUCGGGCAAAACAAUGUGCCUUUUGGAAAAACUUUUUACCCCAACUAAUCAACGCUCUAGAAAACCGUCAUAACUCAACUUGUAUCAAUAAAUCAAAUCAAUUGGAAUCAACAAUUUGGAGCCUUGUCACUUCAAUGGUAACAAUUAUACUAAUUUGGUUCCCAAUGAGAUAAUCAUCAAGCUGAUUAAUUAAAACUCAAUGAGAUGAACAUCUAAAUCAAAGAUGACCAUUUGAUAGCAAAUCAAUACAUGAAAAAUGGAGGAAAACAAAAUUAAUAAUCACAAUUAACUCUCAUUUUAGUGCCUAGCAUAAUAAUAAUCAUAACAAUUAACAGGAUUUAACGAAGAUCAUCAUCAUCGAGAGAGAAUUGAAAUUAUUUCCACAAUUUAAUUGUCAAAUAACAGAAUUGUUACCAAUGAAUUAAUCAAAUCAUCACCACCGCUCUUAAUAUUAUCACAAUUACCAAUAUAUAAUCAACAUAUCGAUUGAAAAUCUCAUCAUGGAAAUGAUAAAUUCUGGUCCAUUGGUAACGAUAAUUGAACUGAAAAAAAAUGCAAUUACUUGAUUAUGGAAACAAAAUUAACCUGAUAUCGUAUAUUAAUAUCAUUUACCUUGUUAUAUAUAUGGUACACAAGGUGUACCAUUAUUACAUUAAUAUAAUUGGAACCAUAGGAUUAUCUUGAUCAUCUCUGAUUAUCCUCAUCUUUUCAUCCCCUGGAUGGAUAAUAUCAACUCAAGGAAUCACCUGAAGACCAAAGGAUAAAUUAUUAAUAUUAAAGAAUCAUCAAUAUCCACGGGAGCACAAUUAUAUAUCUCUCUCACUCUCACUCUCUCUCUCUCUUAUAAAUAGUAAUAAUAAUAACGAAACCAAAGGUUGUGUCGCAUCUUCAUCAUCCUAAUCAUUAUCAUCUCUCAUCAUCAUCAUCAUCAUCGCAAGGAUAUUAAGGAAACUUCACCAAUAUCAGAUUCUAAGGAUAAACUCAUAGAAAGGAUAAUAUCGUGAUCUUUUUUUUCAUUUUUUCUUCUUCGUCAACAAUUAACUUUAAUUAUAUUCUCAUCGUCUCUUAAUCAUCAUUCUGAUAAUAUUAUGAUAAAUUGAACGUUUCGCCUUCCCUGUCCAUUUAUCAACAUCUUCAUCAUCGUUGUCAAUACAAAUUAACAAUUAAUUUGUUAAUCAUGUUCAAUUUAACUGGAAAAACAAAAACAAAGGUUGUGUUAUCGUCGCUUAUAAAUAUAUACAUAAUAAUUAACUCAACAAUUAACUUUUACCUAAUCAACUGAUCAACAAAUCAAAUUGGAAAUCUUUUUAAUUGUUUAUCCUCAAAUCCCUUCUUAUUUCAUUAAUCCAAUCUAAUUUAAUUACCACCAUUGAGUUAACCAACAAUACCUCAAAUUAGGAUUUUUGUUUUAAUUUCAAUUUCUUGAUUUGAUUCAGUGAUUAUUUUGGUGUUAAUUGUUGAUUUAAUUUAUCUUAGACUAAACCAGUAACUCAAUUGAGCUUAAAGUCAUCAAAAUCUUAAACCAAUGAUACAUUUCAAUUGUAAUUAAGUUAAUCAACAAAAAAAACACUCUAGUUAAUUUAACCGUAACCAUUGCAAUAAUUAUAAUGCUUAUAAAUAUGAAAACAAUUAAUUACAAUUAGUUAGUUAAAUGGUUGUAAUGAUUAAAAUUAACAUUGAAAUUUAUGGUUGUGACCAUUUCCUUCCAGAACCUUAAUUAACAAUUAACUCUCUCACUCACUCACUAAUUGACUCACAUAAAAUGAAAUACCAACACAAUUAACAAUUAAAUUCACUUGAUUAACCAACAAUCAAUUACAAAUAAAAGCAAACAACAAAUUCACAAUUAACAUGAAUGAACUUGAUUAAAGUUGAAUGAGGCAAAAAAAAGCAAAACAAAUGUUAAUCAAUUAGAAAUGUUUUCGUAUCCAAAUGGAUUGUAAAAUCUAAUCAAUUGUAAUCGUAAACUAUUGGACAAUUAUUAAUAAUUUAUUGAUCCAGUUAAAUGUUAACAAAAAUUUUGAUUGAAGAAAAUGAAUGAAUUUGAAUUUAUCAACAAUUUAAAUCAAUUUUAUUGUAAAAAAAAGCAAAUCAAAUCAAUGGGAUCACUGAUUUAGUGAAUUGAUGGUUGUGUUCAUCUUUACAUCAUAACAUUACAUUGUAUUAUUAUAUGAAAACAAUUAAUUCGUUAAUUAUUA